UGAGUUGUGUAACGCACGCGGACUAGCGCGAGUGUGACGUGCAAUUGUGCGAUGGACUCUCUGUGACUGUGUGUGCCGCGAAACCGACCGUCUGUGCUGUGUUUGUGACCAUUAUGGGAUAUUAUUUUUUGGAUACUCACACAAUCUGACAUAUGAUGUUUGGCUCGGAAGGCGACUGCAGCGGUCUACUGACCCUCCACUACGGCAAGCACCAUACGUCACUAGUCUCGGAGAUCCGGCAGUGGUUCGACGCAGAGAGCUUCGCAGACGUGAGGCUCCUGUGUCGUGGAGGCACGCUGCUGGCUCACCGACUAGUGCUGGCGAGUGCGAGUCCGCUGCUGUGCAGGAUCCUGCAGGACUGCGGUCGAGGCGAGCCCACAGUCACAGUGCAGUUGCCAGACAUAUCAUUCACCAACAUGAAGUGCAUGCUGGACUUCCUGUACACCGGCCAGGCCUGCGUCAAGCCUUCCGAGAUCCAAGGAGUUGUUGAGCUGUUCGAUCUUCUAGAAAUAAAAUCAGAGAUUUGGGGAGGGAAACCAUUGAGCACAGAGCCCCAAGGAAACAGCACGAAAGAAUCAGAAGAUAAGACGAGCUGGAACUCCGAAUCGAGCGGACAGGAGGAAUCUAGUGUUCAAGAAAAUGUGGAGCCGAAUAGUGCGAAAGAAUGUGUUAGUGCGAGUGGUGAAAGUACUAGUCUCUUAUGUGUGACCGCGACAGUCAAAACUGAAGUGGAAGUGGACGUAGAUGUUUGUUCGGAAGAACCAGUGAAUGAAAAAAGAAGAAGAAGGAGUAGUAGUUCCUUAUUUCCAGUUAAUUUAUCCUUAAGUAACCCGGACAAUAAAGACCAUUCUAAUUUAAAUUCACCUGUUUCGGAUAAAGACUCGAGGUGUACAGAUUCUCCAAGAAAAAAAUCCUCUUCGCUCACAGAAGCAGGUAGUGGAGAAGAAUCUCAACCCGAAGUGACGCUUAAAACCACCGCCCACAUCUUUAGCGAACAGUUACAUCUCAAAAGAAAAACUCGGUACAUGGAAGACUACCGGACACACGUAGAAGACGACGACCCUCGGAAGCUGCCUGAUGAGGUCAUCAACCAGCCAGCACCGGAGAACUAUGUCGUCACGCCACACAGGAAGCGUAGACCAGGCUUCCACAAUGCACCUGCGCAAAACCCACCUUUUGUCCCGUUCUCACCCUGCUACAUCGAAGAGAUCUCAUACCGACCCAGAAGUAACAACCAUCCCUUAAGUUCCUCAGCUCCCCCAUACCUCAUGGACAACUCGUCCAAGUCCAACCUACACCUGCAGUUGCCAGGCGCUGUGGACGACCUGAAGUAUCGUCCGCCCAGUGGAGAUGGUCAUCCCUCUAUGUCCCCACGGUCCAACAGCUACCCCUUCGGAGUGGGCAACGCCUCAGAGGGCUCGUGGGGUCCCUGGGCCAUUUGUCAGGCUCAGGUUGGUCAGGCCCCAUCUAGGAGUGAGGAACCACCCAACCCAGGUGGUGAGGAGAUGGAAGCCAGCGGCACGCCGGGCAGCAAGCCAACACCAACGCGAGAGUAUCGCUGCGAGUACUGCGGCAAACAGUUCGGCAUGAGCUGGAACCUCAAGACACACCUCCGCGUCCACACAGGGGAGAAGCCUUUCGCGUGUCGUCUCUGUGUAGCGAUGUUCAAGCAGAAAGCGCACUUGUUGAAACACUUGUGUUCCGUACACAGAAACGUGAUCUCGGUCGGUGGUGGAAACAGUGAUGGAGACACGGGACAUUUUAACUGUUGUUUUUGUUCAUUGACGUUCGAGUCGUUGCCCGAACUUAUACGACACUUGUCAGGUCCUCACAAUAAUCUUCUCCUUAGUAAAAACCUUCACGAUUAAUCGGAAGUGUUCACUCAAAUUUUCCAACAUGACACUUUUCAAAAGGUGAAACCUGAAAAUGUUACGAUUUAAAGCUUUAGAGUCCAUAGAUACAUGGUAUUUAGAUCUCAAAGAAAAGUUUAGGUAUAGGAUUUACUAUCUGAGAUACCUUUUACACAUACUUUCUAUAGUACGAGGAUAUAAAGUAAGUCUGUGGCUCAAUUGACUGACUGUGAAACCGAGGUUGUGAUGUCUUGGAUUUACUUUCCCGUGACAUAUUUUGAAAUUCAUCAGUACUUUUCAUUCUUGUAGUGUACCAGCCCCACCUCUUGCUUCGCCUAUCACAUACUGGCCUCUGGGUCUCAGGGCCACUUUAGUAAAUGGGCCCGGACCCAGGGCUCAAGAGGUUUUAGGAAUGUUAGGGACGUAAGGAAAAGAAUCAAUCAAUCAAUUAUUUGAGAUGAGGACGUCACCUAGGUGCGUAUUUUAACCCAAAUAUGAGUGAAGGAUGAUUGUAGAAUGGUGUGAAAUGAUCCGUGUAGCUUUGUUACUGACUAAGAUCAGCAGGUUCAUCAGUCAGGAUCAUAUUGAAAGCCCAAUGAUCAGGAACAGCUGGGCCUGGUUUUGAACCAUCAAAAAGCUACUAACUUUUCGAUUGUUAGGCAAACACUUUAGAAAGAUUCCCAUGCAAGUAAGGGGCACAAUUCUUGGAACCUUAGCGUGUAACAAGCAAGUCACGGGCCUGCUGGGUCCCAUAUAAACCGGCAAAAGCUUAAAACAGAAAGAAAUAAACCCCUACAGCAAUGGUUUUGAUUUCUGCAGUCGCAUGUGGUUUAGAUAAGAACGCAGACUUACUUUUGAAUUGUGAUAGAAUAUGCAGUAAUCAAAUUGUUGGACUUGAAUACUGUAUUCAUUAAACUUAGUAAAAAAAAAUAGCAACUCUACAACUCCAUUAUUUUUUCUACUAUCUUAUGGUAACUAAAUUUUGAUAUAUGUCAAACUAAGUAAAAAACCGUUAACAAAAAAUAAAUUAUAUGGAUAUUUAACUAUAAGAAAUUAUUGAAUUGUGAUAUUUUCCAGGUUUCGAUAAAAAUACCCCUUGUACAGAAUGAACAAAGUGAUCUCAUGCAAUGACCUAAUUGUAGAUCUCAUUAUCAAACAUGAGAAGUUGUCAUUUUGGAAAAUUUGGAUUUUAUUUUGGGCAUUCAAUAAAACUAUCAGAGUAAGUUUAUAUAAUUAGUCAUGUGAUUUUAUAUUGUGCUAUGUAACUUCCAUGGUUUCUUUAUUUACUGUGCAUCACUUUAUAAUGUUGAUUAACCUUAUUCCUUUUUAACCGCACAUCACCUUCUAAGUUUAGCACCAUCUUUCUUUAUGUUCAAAAUAUUCUGACAAUAUCUAAGUUUGCAUGAUUGUGACAAUAAUAGGAAAUAAAGAAAUCCUAAUUAGUGCCUUAAAAAGACUAUUUCACAAUUUAUAUAUAUCAAGAUAUAAGAGGCAAAUAUUUUGUUCAUGAAAAAAUAAUACGUCAUGUUAUCAUUGACUUUUGGAUACUGAAGUAGACAUCCCAUCUUUAUGAACUAGCUAUUGUUUUGUUCAAAAAGAACUUAGUUAUAUAAAUUUUCAUCACUCUUUAUUUGAAAAUAGUCCAUUUCCAUACAGCUGAGAUCUUCGAAAAUCGUCGAAUUCCAUACUACAAAAACAAAUAGUGAUCAGCUGAUUAUUCCUGAUAUAAACAUUAAUUUCACUACACAAACAAUACUUUGACAUCAAAAAAGUUACAACUGAAGUUCCCGGUUAGCUUUGGCAGUUUUUUGAUGUUCAAUCAGCUUAAUUUUACACUGAAAUUAAUUGUAGGUACAGCCGUAUUGUGUUUUGACAUAGAUUAACCAACACAAGUAGACUUCUCAUCCCAUUUUAAAUUUUGAAGCACGUUUUUCAUGUCUGGUUCAUGUACGUGACACUGGGCGCUAGUGUCGACGAAACUUUGUUUCUAUUAUUUUAGGGUUAAUUUCUUGAUUUGUGCUUUAAUGUUUGGUUAUAUACCUAGGGGACAAGUUAUUGUUUAUGAUUAGAUCGUAUUAUUUGGUUAAACAAGGUUUUAAAUGGCUGUAAUAACGGGAAACAAAUUGUAAACAAAACACGACCUCUACAUAAACUGUACAGAACUAACAAUAAAAUUGUCUUCAGCUGUUCCAUAAGGAUGAGAAAUCUACUAAGGGAGCAUGUUUUAUCUAUGGUUUUGAUUAGAAAAAUUAAUAGAUUACGAAAUAUCGGAUACAGUUUGAUGAAGUAGUUUUUUUCAUUGUUAUGAGUAUCAUUCGAUACUCGUCACGAAAGUUCCAUUUCGGGGCUCGAUAAUGUUUCCUAUGCUCAUCUCGGCCCGAGAUGGGUCACUUACUAGUAGUGAAAUAUACUAUUACUGAGAUUGUUAUUGUGACAAAAGAUGCAAUAGCUUACACCGUCCUAUGAGUUUGAUUCGGUAAAAAAGUUGAAGCAUCAACACAAAACAAUAAUUUACAUCCACACACUCUACUGUUCAAGUCCAUUUUAAUUCUAUAACUGGCAAAAACUUUAUCAUGGAGAUGCAAUGUCUAGUUCUACCAAUACAACAGUUAAAGAUCUUAGUCAGUAUACUUAAUAAGUCUAAUAGUUGUAGAAUGAAAUUACUUUAAGCAUAUUUUUCUUUCUGCAAAUCCCAUGAUAUGUUCUACAUAGAUGAAACUAUCACACAUAUAUGGCGCUUUAUCUUUUUAAUAAAUACUGCUAUAUUUUAAAUGAUUUGCAACCGAUACAAACGUAUACUGUCCCACCUAUCUCCUCAGUUUGACAAUAACAUGUUGUCAUCAUUUAUAUAGGCAAUCAAAACUUUGUUGUUUGUUGGUUAAAUCAAGCUUGAAAAGCAUGAUAAUUGAUGUAUUAAAUUUUAGCAACAAGAUUUUUAAAUCCGUAUGUUUAAUUCAGUACUGUACAGCAUUUACCUUUUUCACUAUAUAGCAAUAUAUAGCCUACUUUAAACUUUUUCUGUGUUUUUUAACUGUUUUAAACUAACAAAGAACUGUGAUAUUAAAAUGUGAAAAUAUUUAUUAAAGUGGAAAAAGUCCUGAAUGUCUAUCGUUUGUAAAUAAAUUUACUUGUAAAAUAAGUGUGUAGUUGUACAAAUACUAGCAUUUUUUAUGUCGCUAGAUUUAGUUUGUAUUAGGCCAUUUUCACUCUUUUUCAUGAAACACAUUUUAUUUUAUUCCCAAGAGAUUUACAAAAUAUUUUUCCUACAGUCACCCGACAAAGUUGGCUUCCUUGUACUGUUUAUAGUACAGAAAGCUGCUAAUUGCUGCAUAUUUAUACUUUGCCGUACGGUUUAUACUUUGUCGUACGGUUUAUACUUUGCCGCACAUCAGGAUUGCAACUAAACAACACAAAACAGCGUGGUUCUAUUAUGCACGUAAUCCGUGUACGCUUGGAAAUAGGUUGGCAACACUUAAAGAUAAUAAUCCUAUGAGCAGCUGAUUGACUAAUAUAACCACGAUUUAACCUGUCAUUUAGUGUUUAUAGUUUCGGUAUUUCUGAACUUUCUGGACUUUUCGUUUAAACGUUUUUAAAACAUUCCUACGAUCUUAAUAAACAAGAAAAUACCUUUAAAGCAUUUUUUUUAGGCGCGGAAACCACUUCAAAUUACAAAAACAUACGGAACUAUAUUCUCAAAACGCGGAGCACAUUUCUUGCCGAGGAAAAAUUGCGGAGUGAUACGGACCACGGGUACUACUUUCUCUAGGGCACCCUUUGUGUUGCCAGCUGAACCUAAAAACGUGUUGUAUAGUGUUUGAAAGACUAAUUAUUUAUAUGCUUUAUAGUGACUGUAGGAAAAAUAUAAUGUGUAACACGAGUGAAAAAGGCCUUUGCUGCACUCGAGAUCAUUCCGCACUCGCCUGCGGCUCUUGCGUAAACAUUGCUCUCGUGUGCAGCAAAGUGCCACUUUCACCACUAGUUACACAAAUAACUAUUGUGGUUACCAAUAAAUACAUAAACAAUUGAAAAACGAUGUAGAAUCUGUUUAACAAUAAUAGUAUAUUACGUUACUAGCUCGGUAAGUGGUGUUUUACCGUGCGAGCACGACUGUUUUUCGUGCGAGUACGGUAAAGCUUACUGUGUGAGUAUUGUACGAUACCACAGAAAACGUACUUGUACUAUAACCCAGAAUGCCACCGCAUGGUAAAAAGCAUUAAGCGGUUUGAGAGAGCUUUGCCUGUCAAUCCGUAGGCAGCGCCACCAGCGUUGCUAUGCUCUCUCAAACCGCUUAAUGCUUUUUACCAUGCGGUUGGCAUUCUGGGUUAUAGAAGUACGUUUUCUGUGACGAUACUUGACACUUGACACCAUACUACACAGAAAAAUUAGUACAUUUUAAACUCAUUUUACAAUUUAUUUAGGACACAACAUAAAUUGUAAUAUUUUUAUAUUUCAGAAAACAAAAUAGGCCGUUGCAAUUAGCUGUUUAUUUCAUCAGCUGACCAAGUGCAGUAAAAGUACAUUACAUUACUUUUCCGUGUGUAGGCAUGGCAAAGGGCAACUUUCUAGCCUAUCAAUAUGGAUGGAAAAGUAUCUGUUUCUGUGUAGUAUGAUGUAAACAUAUUUUUCGUUAAACAUAUAACCAUAGACAAAUAGAAUAAAUAAACACUGUCAAAGGAAGGUUCCGGUGCCCACCGCUAGGAGUGUCGUGUAAUUACGGCGCACACCGCUGCAGGUGAGGAGAGCAGGAGCCGUAUGCUACCAGCAGACACUGCAGUGGUGUGCGCCGUAACUACGCGACACUCCUAGCGGUGGGCACCGGGACAUAUGCUAACCGCAGCACUGCUGCCGGUCUAUAUUCAUUCUAUUUUUCUAUCAUAUAACUAAGGGGUAGAGUUAGUCAUAGUUGCCUAACUUUGGUGCAAUAAGCAGGAACUCAACUUAAAAAACCUCCAAAUCUCAUCUAGGAAUUGUACAUCUAUUUGUUCUUAAACUUUUCAAACCACAUUUUGACACACCAUAAAACAAGUGCUGUAAACAUUUCUGACUUUUGGGGAAAAGAUCAAUUUUUUCCGGUACACUGAAAUCUUUUGAAAACAUGAAAUUUAACAACUAUUAGCAUUCAUUGGAUUAUUGUAAAUUUGAAACACAUGUUCUAUACUUCAGUAUAAACUUGUAUUUUAACACCUUGUUAGAAAAUGCAUACCUAACCUUAAAGUCUAGAAUCUUGAAAUUCUGUGCUGAAGUUUCUUUAGGAUCUGAGGGAGCACUGAAAUCGGUUUUAACAUCUACCCCAUGAAAAAUGAGCGUUUUAAGAUCCAGUCAAUAUUUUAAACGUCCUGAAAUUGCUCGGAAAACUUACCAGAAGUGUAAAAGUAGCUUAACGUGUUGUACUUUUAUCUGAUAAAAAUAUUGUAUAGCUCUCAAUCUUGCUAAGCAAGGUACAGAAGCAUCGUAAAAUAAUUAUUACUAGCCAUUAACUUGUUUUUGAUUAUACAAUCCUUUAAGUUGGGCCCUGAAUUGAAUAACUCUUACUCUAAAUACUAGCUAACAGAGUAACAGAGCAAAACCCUAGCAUUCAGUAUACACAAAAGUAUACAAAAAUUCCAUUUAACAAGUAUUAAUAUUGUGAAUAAGAUAAUAAUUACUCUUCUUUUAAACUUAAAAUAAAGGUACAAGAAAAGUUGGCUGCCAAAAUUCUACAUUGCACUACUACAUAUCUUUAUCCAUAAUGCUUCUACGCUCUUUACACAAAAAUAAUUGUUUAUGUAUUUAUUGGUAAACUUUUAACUAAAUAUACAAUAUUUUUUGUAGUCUUAUGAAAGUUAAUGGAUGUUAAUCUCUUAUUAUGAUUUUGUAUAUCUGUUAAGUAAUUUGGGCGUUAAUAUUCUGUAAUUUCUAUGUUUUAAAUCAAUGUCAAAUCUUUUUUCAAGCAUAAUUUUAAAUUGUGUUAUUUCAUACAAAAGUGUUAUCUUAAUAAAUGAGAUUGUGUACUUACCAGUAUUUUAAAAAUAAUCUAGAACUGGUGAAUUAAUUUGAGUUAUUUCAAUAGAAGCAAACACCAUAAAUGAUUUUGAAAAUUUUAAAUUUCCAAAGAUUUGUAAAGAAAAGGCCAGUAUAGUUAAUAUGAUGUUGCUAUAAUGAUCGCCAACUUAAAUAUUUUUCUACAGUCUUAGAAUUUUACAGAUAUCACUGUUAACACAAAUUGUAUUUUUAAAUUGAAAAAGAAUGAUUGACACUAAUAAUUUAUUGUAAUGUAAAUAACGUUUAGUUGUAAGUAGGAUUUUCAUUAAAACUAAGAAAUACGAAGUAAUUUUGCAAGUACAAAAUAAUUGUAACGAUCAUAAUACAAUGUGUUCAUUCUUAGAUUAGUUGUCACGUUGUUGCCUUAUGUAAAUAGAUAAUAAAGACACACACCCCUA
This is a messenger RNA of Macrosteles quadrilineatus (aster leafhopper), 8269 nucleotides long. Its product is annotated as transcription factor Ken 2-like. The transcript is spliced from 5 exons. The coding region runs from base 153 to 1868 and encodes 571 amino acids. Gene Ontology annotation, cellular component: nucleus. NCBI's taxonomy places the organism in Eukaryota, Metazoa, Arthropoda, Insecta, Hemiptera, Cicadellidae. The record is from RefSeq and is a predicted model, not a curated record. Gene Ontology annotation, molecular function: RNA polymerase II cis-regulatory region sequence-specific DNA binding; DNA-binding transcription factor activity; protein binding. Gene Ontology annotation, biological process: regulation of transcription by RNA polymerase II.